AUGUGGAAAGCCUUGAAUCUCGCUCUUAGUGGCGCUGCAUUGUUCUCCAGACUCGCUCUGUCUCAGAGUCCAUCGGCACUUCCAAUCGUUGAUCUCGGCUACGAGCUGCACCAAGCUUCGACUUUCAAUUCUACGGGGGCCUUCUACAAUUUUUCGAACAUAAGGUAUGCUCAGCCUCCCGUAGGCGACCUGCGAUUCCGCGCCCCAGUCCCUCCUCAUGGCAGAAAUACCACAGUGGAUAAUGGCAGCGUGGGAAGGAUAUGUCCGCAGGCAAAUCCUGCUUGGGAGCUGAUCGCUGCCGUGUUUGACCCCGAUUACCUAGAGGGAAAGCCUUUCAAUCUAUCAGCAACCGUGGCAGGCCUAGCGAAUCAAUCCGGCUCCCUUCCCUCUCUGGACCCUCGGACGACGGAAGACUGUCUCUUUCUAGAUGUUGUCGUACCUCAAAACAUCUUGAAAUCGGCUUCGAACAGCAUGAACCUCACGUCCGGCGCCCCAGUCCUGGUGUGGAUUUACGGUGGGGGAUACACUGCAGGGGAUAAGAGCGCACACAGCCCCGCAGGCUUGAUCCGGGCGAGCCAAGUCAAUGAUACUCAAGGAAUAAUAUUCGUUGCUAUGAAUUAUCGUCUGGGGGCUCUUGGAUGGCUCGCAGGUCCCACUCUCCAAAGCGAUGGGACAGCUAACGCUGGCUUGUACGACCAACGUCUUGCUCUUCAAUGGGUCCAAGACAAUAUUCAUAUAUUCGGCGGUGACCCAAACCGAGUCACCGUGAUUGGCGAGUCUGCCGGAGGUGGAUCUAUCAUGCACCAAAUUACCGCUUUCGGCGGGCUUAAGGGUCCCGCACCAUUCCAACGCGCUGUCCUGCAGAGCGCCGCCUUCCAAAAUAUCGUAUCUAAUCUUCAGCAGGAGACCACAUUCGAUGCUUUCCUCUCGUUGCUUAAUGUUAGUACGAUUGAGGAAGCUAGGCAACUUCCGUCAAGCGCCUUGAUCAAGGCCAACAUCAUUCAGGUGGCGAACUCUUCGUACGGAGAAAAUUCGUUUGGGCCUGUGGUAGAUGGCUUGUUCGCCCCAGCGAUCCCAGGGAAAUUACUUCUUCAGGGCUCCUACGACCACAGCCUGACUCUCAUGCUGGGGCACAACGCUGAUGAGGGUCUUCUGUUUACGAAUCCUGCGAUAGGGAACGAUACCACCUUCAAUACUUAUCUCUUGAGCGCUUUUCUUACCAUCAACCCCAGCGUUGCGGAUUAUAUUGAGAACGUGCUUUAUCCACCCACCAUGCCUGGCACCCUGGGAACUACUGGUUAUUCCGACGAGACCGGUCGAGUCGAUUUGAUUAUCUCGGAGUCUACUUUCACUUGCAAUACUUUCUAUCUUGACAAAGCCUUCGGCAAUCAGACAUACGCAUAUCAGUUUAGCGUGCCUCCCGCCCUUCAUGGGCAAGAUGUCGCGUAUACAUUCUUUAACGGUCCCAGCAGCUCUGUGGUCAGCGUGCCUAUCGCUGUAGCGCUUCAAGAGUACAUCACCAGCUUUGCUAUCAAUGGAGGCCAGCCAAGUGGACCCUCGCUUCCAAUGUUCCCUAUCUAUAGCAAUGCGAGUGACAUUAUCGAUUUGAAUGCCACAAGUAUUACCGAGAUCAUGGAUCCCAUUGCUAACUCUCGUUGCGACUGGUGGCAGAAAGAGUUAUACGUAUGA
Letharia columbiana is the source of this 1689-nucleotide messenger RNA. RefSeq lists its product as uncharacterized. The coding region runs from base 1 to 1689 and encodes 562 amino acids. Lineage: Eukaryota; Fungi; Ascomycota; Lecanoromycetes; Lecanorales; Parmeliaceae. The transcript is spliced from 3 exons. The record is from RefSeq and is a predicted model, not a curated record.